CAGGAAGGCCAGACAGUAUUACCUGCUGUAUCGAGAGCUUUUGGGCAAAUUUGGUCAUCUUCGAAACUCCUCUGGCUUCACAUGGAACUUGCAUACCCACCAAUCAGCUGGUUACCCUUUGAUCAUGGGUUUGCAGAAAUCCAGCUGUUUCGGCUUUGAUUUGAAGAUCUACGUCUAUGAGACGGAGUUCUCCGCUACGCCAGUGAUUUGCAGCCAGGGGAUGUUUGCUGAUGAGGUCUUUGUGCACCAAUUUAUGCUGCACAGCUCCUGUCGCACAGAGAACCCCGCGGAGGCAGACUUCUUCUACGUGCCGAUCUAUGCGUCCUGCGUGAUGUCUAAGAAAAAUAAGUAUGCCCCGGAAAUGGACGCCUGGUACACGAAGUUGGUAACCGAGAAACUGCCAUACUUUGAUGAUCAAGGAGGCCGCGACCAUAUUUUUCUGUGGUCGUCAGAGACCUAUAGUUUUCCUUCAUGGUCAGAUUACAUUGCUGAUUCUUUGUUCCUAUCUGUGGAAUCUGUGCCUAUUCAUUGCAGCGACUUUGACGCCUUCUGGAACUACACAGAGGAAACGGCAGAGGAGUUCGGUGCAAAGUGCCAUCACUGCCGCUGGUGCUUCAAUGGCUGGAAGGAUUUGGUGAUUCCCGGCUUUGUGGAGCAAUGGAGCAUCGAAAAGAUGAAGUACCUGGAGAAGCCUCACAGUGAAAGGAACUACACCGCUUGCUAUUUCGGUGCAGAUUCCGAUGCGCUGCUCAUCUACCAGUAUGCGAACGCCACCGUUCGUAAUGAUUUGCAUAACUUCAGCAAGCGAACCAACUUCAGCAUUGGCUAUCGCUUCAAGCGAAUCACAGAUUACUUCAAGCGCAUUGGUCUUUGCCAUUUCUGCUUUGCUCCCAAGGGAGUGGGCUACUGGAGCAAUAGGCUCUACGAGAUCCUUUUCGCGGGCUGCAUUCCAGUCAUCCUAUCCGAUGACAUCGGCCUUCCCUUUGGUGACUUCGUGGAUUGGGGAUCCUUUUCAUUGAAGUGGCCUAUGUCGGAGGCGGGUCCCGCGUUGGCGGAGCACUUGGAAUGGCUGGUGGCAGAGCGGAAGGACCGAGUGCGUCACAUGCACGAGGCGGUGCUGCGGAACAGGUGUUGGUUUGAUUACAACUCGCAGAACCCCAGCUGUUCACCUUACGUGGGCAUCCUGCGGUAUCUACAGAGAAAGAAACUGGCCACUCCUUGGUCACAAGGACGCACUUGGGACUUUGCCUCCGCGCCCGCGCGCAGUCCGCGCAACCGGACAAUGUCGAUGGGGGAAAAUCAUGGUGGCACUAUGGGCGCCUGGGAGAUCUAG
Molecule: messenger RNA, 1333 nt
Organism: Cladocopium goreaui
Lineage: Eukaryota; Dinophyceae; Suessiales; Symbiodiniaceae
Source: the annotation of a GenBank genome assembly